Strongyloides ratti is the source of this 1128-nucleotide messenger RNA. RefSeq names its product Phosphatidic acid phosphatase type 2/haloperoxidase domain and Sphingomyelin synthase-like domain-containing protein. The record is from RefSeq and is a predicted model, not a curated record. NCBI's taxonomy places the organism in Eukaryota, Metazoa, Nematoda, Chromadorea, Rhabditida, Strongyloididae. The transcript is spliced from 6 exons. Gene Ontology annotation, cellular component: endoplasmic reticulum membrane; Golgi membrane. Gene Ontology annotation, molecular function: sphingomyelin synthase activity; ceramide cholinephosphotransferase activity. Bases 1 to 1128 code for a protein of 375 amino acids. Gene Ontology annotation, biological process: ceramide biosynthetic process; sphingomyelin biosynthetic process.
AUGCGUAGGCUAAUGUUAGAAAAUGAAAGGAAAUUUGUUCGUCGUAUUUGGAAAAGUUUUAAAAUUGGUAUUUGUAACUCAAGAAAAAACAGCUACGACAAAGCAGAAUUAUCACAAUCAUUUAACAAAAACUCUUUUAACAGUGACAUUGAGUUGAAUUUAGGAUUAGAAGGAAAAAGUAUGAAUAAAAAUGGAAAUGGAGAAAAAGUAUUAUUGCAACCAAAAAAAAUUUUUUUUGUUAUUUUGUUACAAAUAUUAGCUAGUUUUUUAAAUUGGAUAGCAUUAGCAUAUAUUCAUGAUCUUAGUGGAAGAACAGCAUUACCAGAUAUAAUUUUUUCAUUUAUACCAGAAAUAAGAUGGGCAUUAAAAAUUGGAGAUUUUAUGGUAACAAUAUGUCUUAGUUCAAUAAUUUUUUUAUUCAUAUUUCAUAAACAUCGCAUUAUUUUAAUACAAAGAAUUCUUUUUAUUGUAUCAAGUUUAUAUAUAAUGAGAGCUCUUUCUUUAAUUUGUACUCAAUUACCUUCUGGUUAUUAUGAUAAUUAUAGUAGUUGUCAAUCUCAAAUAUCUCCAGAAGAAAGAACUUUAGAAAUAUUUAUUAAACGUGUUAUGGGACAAGCUAUUGCUAUUGGUUUUCAAGAUAAUGAAACAAAAAUGUUAUGUGGGGAUAUGUUAUUUAGUGGUCAUUCUUUAAUUAUGAUGACAGGUGUUUUAUCUGUUUCAUACUAUUCACCUAAUAAAUAUAAAUUUAUAAAAUAUAUUGUUGGUUUAUGUGCUAUUAUUGGUAUGAUUAGUAUGAUUAUUAGCAGAGUACAUUACACAGUUGAUGUUCUAUUUGCCUAUUGGCUUACAACUGGACUAUUUACAUUAUACCAUUCAUAUUGUGAAAUAGAAACAUAUCGUGAAAGAAAAAAUUCAGUAAUUGGAAAAUUGUGGAUAUCUAAAAUAAUUGGAUGGUUAGAAGAAAAUAUUCCUUCUGGAAACAUAAAUAAUGAAUUUGAAAUACCAUUUAUUAAAAAAUAUAAUAAAACAAGCCACAGCAAAAAUUCGUUAGCUGCUGAAAAAUAUGGGAAAAUAAAUACUGAUUCAACGAGUAAAACAUCAUCUUCAUCUAUUAUGAAAGAAGUUUGA